ACAAAACACCACGUUGAAUAGAAGCUCCUAUAAUGCGUUUAUUAAUAAAAUUGCUGUUAAUUUUGUGCGUAAGUGCUUUUUCAAAAUGUGAACCAACAGUGUUGAUAAUAGGCACAGGUCCUGCCGGCAUAGCUGCAGCUACAAAAUUAUUGGAAAAUUCCAUAACAAAUAUAACAAUCCUUGAAGCCGAAAACAGAAUUGGUGGUCGCAUUAAUAGCGUUAAAUUUGGAAAAAAGUUUGUAGAUGUUGGUGCUGAAUACUGCCACGGACAAAAAAAUAAUAUUGUUUACGAACUGGUAAAAGAUUUGGACGUUUUAGAACCCAUAUCUGAGGUGUUUCAACCUGCACUUUAUUAUUCUAAUGGUUCUAGACUCGAUGAGGCGUUUACGGAGGAAUUGCAAGCAGUAAUUUUGGGAUAUGAUUCCAGCAAUUUCAAUUUUAAUGCUACCGGAAUUAGUAUUGGUGAACUAUUCAUAAAGAAGUACAAUGCCACAAUUAUUCAAAAGUACAGCGGCGACACACAAAAAAUAAAAAUAUUGAAUGAGGCACUUAGACUAGCGGAGAAAGUGUCAUUGAUGAUCGAUGGUGCAUUUUCCUGGCUCGAUACGUCAACAGUCAAACACUAUGAAAGAAGCGAAGGACAUCAACUCCUAGUGUGGAAAGGACGAGGUUAUAGAACCAUUUUACAAGUUUUAACGAAAGAAUUCCCUAACCCCGAAGAAAAACUGCCAAUAGACGAUAAAAUCCAUUUGAAUAAACAAGUUUCAAAAAUAAUUUGGAGUGACAGUGAGGUAAUCGUAUACACUUUGGAUAACACGACGUACGCAGCAGAUCAUGUAAUUGUAACUCCUUCAGUUGGUGUGUUAAAAGCACACAAAGACACUCUGUUCAGUCCUGCGUUACCCAAAGCUAAAUUGGAUGCCAUAGAAGCAAUAGGAAUCGCAGGAGUUAUGAAAAUCAUCUUAAAUUUUGAAAAUGAGUGGUGGACCAAAGACGAUGUGAUAUUCACAUUUCUUUGGAACGACGAAGACUUGCAUAACGCAGCUAAAGAGUUUCCAUAUGCACCUAUUAAAAAUGGAAUUUCUUGGGUCUCCGCGAUCACAAUAAUGGCGAAAGUUCCUGGAAACCCCGGUGUUUUGGUAACGUGGGUUACUGGGGAAUUCGUUCCGGAUAUAGAAAAAACACCAGAGUCCGUGUUGAAAGAUGGUUGUGUGUAUAUCCUCAAGAAAUUUUUGGGACAAGAUUAUGAUAUAAGAGCACCUAAUCGCAUUCUCAAGUCUUCUUGGCGCUCUAAUCCGCAUUUUCGAGGGACGUAUUCGUACGAGAGGGUUGGAUUUGAGAAACCUGGUGUUCGUUAUCAGUUGGACUUAGCUGAACCGUUGACUAAUGCAAAUGGAAAACCUGUAGUUUUAUUCGCUGGAGAAGCUUCUAAUCCUAUUCACUAUUCAACAGUUCAUGGGGCCAUCGAGAGUGGUUUUAGAGAGGCGGAAAGAAUAAUUAAUUUGUAUCAAAAUUCUUAAAAUUCCCGCAAUAUUAGUGUAUUUUGUGUUAAAAUUAAAAUUGUAGGCAUGGAAUAUUUUGAAUUAAGUAUUUUAAUGGCAUAAAAAUCAAAAACAUAUUUCACCAGUGUAGUUAAAUAAAAAUAAAUAUAAGUAUAGAUUAUAA
This is a messenger RNA of Zophobas morio, 1665 nucleotides long. RefSeq names its product spermine oxidase-like. The transcript is spliced from 3 exons. Gene Ontology annotation, molecular function: polyamine oxidase activity. The coding region runs from base 33 to 1520 and encodes 495 amino acids. The record is from RefSeq and is a predicted model, not a curated record. NCBI's taxonomy places the organism in Eukaryota, Metazoa, Arthropoda, Insecta, Coleoptera, Tenebrionidae.